GAGCGCGCCUGGCCAUUAGCGACCGGGAGCUGCGCGGGCGCGAGGGAGUCGGGGCUCCGGGUGGUCGGCAGCAGCAUAGGCGCCCCGCGCAGGCUGGAGGCCGCCGAGGCUCGCCAUGCCGGGAGGACUGUAGCUCCCCCAUGGAGUCGGCCGACUUCUACGAGGCGGAGCCGCGGCCCCCGAUGAGCAGCCACCUCCAGAGUCCCCCGCACGCGCCCAGCAGCGCCGCCUUCGGCUUUCCCCGGGGCGCGGGCUCCGCGCAGCCCCCCGCCCCACCUGCCGCCCCAGAGCCGCUGGGCGGCAUCUGCGAACACGAGACGUCCAUCGACAUCAGCGCCUACAUCGACCCGGCCGCCUUCAACGACGAGUUCCUGGCCGACCUGUUCCAGCACAGCCGGCAGCAGGAGAAGGCCAAGGCGGCUGCGGCCCCCGCAGGAGCCGGCGGCGGUGACUUUGACUACACGGGCGCCCCCGGGGGGCCCGGCGGCGCCGCGAUGCCGGGAGGGACGCACGGCCCCCCUCCUGGCUACGGCUGCGCCGCGGCCGGCUACCUGGACGGCAGGCUGGAGCCCCUGUACGAGCGCGUCGGGGCGCCGGCGUUGCGACCGCUGGUGAUCAAGCAGGAGCCGCGCGAGGAGGACGAGGCGAAGCAGCUGGCGCUGGCCGGCCUCUUCCCCUACCAGCCGCCGCCGCCGCCGCCGCCGCCGCACCCGCACCCACCGCCCGCGCACCUGGCCGCCCCUCACCUGCAGUUCCAGAUCGCGCACUGCGGCCAGACCACCAUGCACCUGCAGCCCGGCCACCCCACGCCGCCGCCCACGCCCGUGCCCAGCCCUCACCCAGCACCGGCUCUCGGUGCCGCUGGCUUGCCAGGCCCCGGCGGCGCGCUCAAGGGGCUGGCGGCCGCGCACCCCGACCUCCGCGCGGGCGGCGGCGGCGGCGGCGGCGCGGGCAAAGUCAAGAAGUCGGUGGACAAGAACAGCAACGAGUACCGGGUGCGGCGCGAGCGCAACAACAUCGCGGUGCGCAAGAGCCGGGACAAGGCCAAGCAGCGCAACGUGGAGACACAGCAGAAGGUGCUGGAGCUGACCAGUGACAAUGACCGCCUGCGCAAGCGGGUGGAACAACUGAGCCGCGAACUGGACACGCUGCGGGGCAUCUUCCGCCAGCUGCCCGAGAGCUCCCUGGUCAAGGCCAUGGGCAACUGCGCGUGAGACGCGGGGCGGCGGGACCGCCCUGGGCCGGCCGCUGGCUGGGACCCAGGGAGUGGUUUCGGGUCUCCGGAUCUCAAGACUGCCCCAGCGGCGCAGGCCGGGACUAGGAGAUUCCGGUGCCGCCAGAAAGCCUGGCCUGCCGCGCGCGCCCCUUGCCUUCCUCUGCGCCAGAUUCGGUGCGUCUAAGAUGAGGGGUCAGGCAGUGGUUUCUCCCUGCCGGAGAGGAGAAGUGCCAUGGGGCUCAGCCGGAAGCCCGGCAGCUCCAGUAUUAAGGAAUAACCUUGUGCCUUGGAAACGCAAACUCACCGCUCCGAUUCCUACCGAGUAGGUGGAGCAAAUACGUGCCUUGUCAUUUUAUUUGGAGGGUUCCUGCCUCAUUCCUGAGGCUGCAGGCCUCCAUGAGAGAAGGCAAUGUGCGGCCUAUGGCAGGAGAAAGGUUCAGGGAGCAGGGAUCCCAACAAGCCAGCCCUAGCCGCUCCUCAAUGCCUGUCCUCGGAGGGGAGGAGAUACCGGGACUUGGAACGUUGUUCCCCUAGUCCUACAUGAAGGUGGAGGGUCCCUAGUUCCUUGCCUCUAAUCUCCCAGCCUGUGACAGGCUGGGCUUCCCUGGGCAGAACCCACUGGGAUGGGGGGUCACCAGGUGACCAGUGGGAGCCCCCUGCCCCCAGUCAGAUCAGAAAGCUAGGUCAUGGGUGAGCUGUAAGGACAUGUGUUCAUGGGAGUGGUGGCCUGGUGGAAGAGGGAAACCCAGAGAUCUGGUCGGGGGUGGGGGUGGGGUGAAGGGACACUGGGACCAUCAGCCUUGUACUGUAUGUUGCCAGCAUUGCAUACAAACAUGAAGCACAAUCUGUCCAUCCCAGAGGGACCGAAGUUAUGAGAAGCUUUCCAAAUAUUUUGCUUUAUCAGCCGAUAUCAACACUUGUAUCUGGCCUCUCUGUGUCCCAGCGGUGCCUUGAGCAAUGUGAAUGUGCACGUCUAUGCUAAACCACCAUUUUAUUUGGUUUUUGUUUUGUUUUGGUUUUGCUCAGAUACUUGCCAAAAUGAGACUCUUUGUCAGCAGCUGCAGGGAGGGUCUGCGGCUCUCUUUCCUUUUGGUUUUUGGGAUUGCUUUUGCUCCCAAGGGAACCAAAGAGGUGAGGUGGGCUUCCUCUUUCCCGGGGAGGGGGGGGGGGUGAUGAAGGGGGUGUGGGGCUAUGGGCCUCGCUCCCCUCUGGCCUGGGCUGCCCACAGGCUUGCCCCCACCAGAGGCCCUGGCUCCUGGUCUGGAGGGAGGCGGCCUCCAGCCAGCACGCACAGAUCGGCGGGGCUGGGAGCAGGGAAGGACAGCUUGGUUCUCUUCUUUGGGGAGAACGCAGAGUUUCAUGCUAGAUGUUUUAUGUAUUAUAUCUAUAAUAUAAACAUAUCAAAGUAAA
Molecule: messenger RNA, 2626 nt
Organism: Prionailurus viverrinus (fishing cat)
Lineage: Eukaryota; Metazoa; Chordata; Mammalia; Carnivora; Felidae
Gene: CEBPA
Product: CCAAT enhancer binding protein alpha
Exons: 1
Coding region: 141-1214 (357 amino acids)
Biological process (GO): regulation of transcription by RNA polymerase II; DNA-templated transcription; myeloid cell differentiation
Molecular function (GO): DNA-binding transcription factor activity, RNA polymerase II-specific; RNA polymerase II cis-regulatory region sequence-specific DNA binding
Source: RefSeq, a predicted model, not a curated record